AUUCGAAUCUAUCUCUCGUUGGUUCCAUAGCAGCUUUAAAUCAGGAAGUUUGGUAGUUACGUUGUAAAGGGCGGUGUUUUUGUUUUCAUUCACAAAGCCACGACCGUUGUGUAAGUGUAAAGCCCUUAGGUAUGGCAUGGCACUGAAUACCAAUCAGCUGCAUAAAUAGGCUUAUCUACACACUAAACAUUUCACCCAUACAUGUAUGGCAGUACAGUUGUGUAUGCAAGUACGGGAAUGUGUAGGGACGCAUCCGGUCUGCUUGGAGAAGACAAGAAACAAUGAGUGAGAUUUUAAAACUGGACUCCUAAGCAGCACACAUCGGAACUUAGGUUCCCGGAGAUAUGCUGUGACUGCACGAGAGCCGGUGUGACGUCACGGAUCACCCGGACACUGAUUGUCUACUCAUAAAACUUGGCUCUUAGAGAACACUGGAUUUCUGUGAAUCCCGAAUCUAUUUUCGUCACUGUCAGAGGCCUCGGUAACAGUGACAUCCUGUUGUACAUAAGGGCCGUCAACCUCAGGUGGGCUUCAUACAGAGUUGUGCUCACAGUCAGUUAUACAUGUGCACUGCCCUCCUAUCACACCGCAUUAGAAUAUUUAUGGGAACAGUGCUGACCGGUAUUAUAUAAUAUUUUUGUGCCAGGCUGCGUGAACUAUGCCGAUGUUUAAGAGAAAGGGACAAGGGUCCACCGAUGGUAUUUCUGACGAACCGGUGGUCAUAGGCGUUCAUAAGCUGGAAGGACUGGACAAUCUCGCGUUCCGUGAUGUAGAUCUAGGGGAAGGAUCUCGAGUCGGCCUGAGGCCUGGGGCCGCCCCAGGGGUUAGAAAGAGGGCUGAUCAAGGGAGUGGGGACGGCUUGUCAGCCAGUUCAAGCACCAGUAGUGGAAUCUUUACUAUUGAAGAACCUGAUAACGACCAAACAUCCGACACUCCGGAAAGAGCUAACGGAACGGCGCCCGACGGCACAGGAAAGACGCCACAAGGAACUCCCAGUGAUUCAAAAAAGAAUGAUGUCCAGUUGAAGAAAUCUCUGACUUUGAUCCACUGCACAGCCAUCAUGGUGGCGGUGACUGGAAGCUCUUCCGUGUUCAUCGCCCCUACGGCCAUCCUGGGGUAUUCGGGUUCCGUGGGUGCCGCCCUCAUCGUCUGGCUCGUCGGCGGACUCAUCAACCUCAUGUUGGCACUCUGCUUCGCCGAGCUUGGCACCCUCCUGCCGACGGCGGGUGGGCCUUACGCCUAUGUGAUGCGGGUGUUCGGGCCUCUGCCAGGCUUCCUUAUCAUGUGGGGCUACGUCGUUCUCAUCGCGGGGCCGUUCUGGGCACUGCUGGCGUACACGGCCGCCUUGUACAUCAUCCAGCCCGUGUUCUCCGGCUGCACUGUGCCGGUCUGGGCCAUACGACUGCUGGCCGGAUGGCUGAUGGUUACCUUUGUGGCUUUGAACUGUGUUUAUGUGAAGUACGUUACCAAAGUGCAGACGUUUUUGUCCAGCACUAAGCUCAUCGCUCUUCUCAUCAUCAUCGUUGGCGGCAUCUACCGAAUGGCAAUGGGAGAUGUUGAAAACUUUGAGGACCCGUUUGAGGGUACUACCAAAGAGCCAGGUCAAAUGGCGCUGGCCGUGUUCUCAGCUAUUUUCUCUUAUGGCGGAUGGCAGGUUAUGACAAGUCUAAUGGAAGAAGUGAAGCGACCAGGAAAAGAUCUGCCCCGAUCCGUUUACAUCACCUUCGCCAUUGUCAUCAUCAAAUACAUCCUCACUAACGUCGCCUACUUCGCUCUCCUCAGCAAAAGCGAAAUUUUGAUGUCCGAGGCAGUGGCAAUUCAAUUUAUCGAUCGGCUGUACAGUCCGCUAACAAUUCCUAUCUCUAUUAUGGUGGCAACUACAUCCAUUGGAGCCUUGAACGCUUCAAUUCUAGGUCAUUCCAGACUGCUGUUCGCCGGGGCCCGUGUGGGUCAUAUGCCCUCCGUGAUGGGGAUGGUUCACAAGAAAUAUCUGACCCCCUGGCCCAGCCAUAUUUGUCCUGGUGAGUAUUUUGCCUGGUCCACUGUGAUGCUCUUCACGGGAGGUGUGACCAUCAUGAUUGAGUACAUCAGUCUGUUCUCUACCAUCAUGGGCCUGGCCGUCAUUAUCUCCCUGCUCUACCUGCGUUAUAAGAAACCCGACGAGAAGCGACCCUACAAGGUUAAUCUGGCUUUCCCUAUCAUCCAGCUCGUGGUUAACGUGGCAGUGUUAGUUCUUGGUGUGUACCAGAAGCCCCGUCAGAUGGGCGUGGCUCUAAUUAUCCUCUUCGUCGGCAUCCCUGUCUACUGGUUCGGAGUCACGUGGAAACGGAAACCCAAAGGAUUCACCAAACUUAUAGAAAAAGCAACUUUAGCAAUUCAGUAUACCCUGGACCUCACCAAAACCGGCUGAGCCUGACGUGACCAUGGGUGGAGGGGGCAACUGUUGGAAGAGCCAUGUGCCACUUAUUGCUAGUGUAACACUUGCAGGGCAGGUGAAUACAGUGGAUAUAGCGUUAUUAUAGUCAUAAUACAUGUACAUUAUGGGGACAUUUCUAUGCCACAGUCUUUCAAACAUCAAAUUGCAAAAUGCAUACAUGUAAGGGGCGUAUAUACUUACUUAUACUUAGACUGCAUGAACUACAGAGUGCCUGUGGGUUGUAAGCGGUGCAUGAAUUGUGCAUCCUGAACUGUACCUGCCCCAGUAACACAUACAUACCUCACUUUGUUCGAGUCAAAAGACAUUAUCCAAGCUCACAAGUCAAACUGAAUACAAUUUGAGUGUUUGUGGAUAGUUCUAGAAUGUUAAAAUAAUAGAAUUCCGUCUCAUUACUUAUACCCCCACUGUCAGUGGUCUCAUUACUUAUACCCGCACUGUUAGUGGUCUCAUUACUUAUACCCGCACUGUUAGUGGUCUCAUUACUUAUACCCCCACUGUUAGUGGUCUCAUUACUUAUACCCCCACUGUCAGUGGUCUCAUUACUUAUACCCCCACUGUCAGUGGUCUCAUUACUUAUACCCGCACUGUUAGUGGUCUCAUUACUUAUACCACCACUGUUAGUGGUCUCAUUACUUAUACCCCCACUGUUAGUGGUCUCAUUACUUAUACCACGACUGUCAGUGUAUCCCAGUGUCCUUGACUGUGUAAUGUAUUAAUUUUGUUUUUAAUAUGACAAUAUUACCGUAUUGUUAAUUUAUUUUUUAUUUUUGUAGGUAUUUUGUACAUUUAUUAACUUUUAACUUGUAAAUAUUUCGUUUUUAUCAGUUUUUGUACAUUGCAACAAUAUUUUAAUUUUAUGUGUGCAUGUUAUAAUCAAGUAGUACACCUAAAAUAACAAGCUCAAAUUCACAAUAACUGCGACGUCCCGCGAGAAAGCAAUGUCGUCUUCCAUCCUGCGGUAUUUUAUCGGUUAUCAUCACCCCUCCGCUUGCGUUAUAAAUCCCUGGCGUGUAACGACACAUUGGCAGUAAUUCAGCCAUGCCGGGCCAAGUAUUUUACAUGAACGCAAUGUUUGCAAAUAUCAGCCGUUUCCAAAGCUCCAAAUGUAAGGUACACAUGUACCAGAUAAGUCACGAGACACUCUCACAAGGACAAGGUCACCUAGACUUAAAGUGUUGCCAGAUCCACAUGCCAGAUGAGCUGCCGAUGACAUCUAGGUACGAGUCACGUCUCAGUGGAUAAAUCGUACAUUGCCCAUGUCUUUCAGAAUGUGUACAGGUGUGCGCAAACCUUUGUGAUAUUCAUUUAUUUUGUAUGUUUGUUGAAUGUAUUAUUGUU
Molecule: messenger RNA, 3775 nt
Organism: Liolophura sinensis
Lineage: Eukaryota; Metazoa; Mollusca; Polyplacophora; Chitonida; Chitonidae
Product: Y+L amino acid transporter 2-like
Exons: 9
Coding region: 659-2410 (583 amino acids)
Biological process (GO): amino acid transmembrane transport
Cellular component (GO): membrane
Molecular function (GO): L-amino acid transmembrane transporter activity
Source: RefSeq, a predicted model, not a curated record